Messenger RNA from Xyrauchen texanus (razorback sucker), 808 nucleotides. RefSeq names its product keratinocyte associated protein 2 (gene krtcap2). The record is from RefSeq and is a predicted model, not a curated record. Lineage: Eukaryota; Metazoa; Chordata; Actinopteri; Cypriniformes; Catostomidae. The transcript is spliced from 5 exons. Bases 142 to 549 code for a protein of 135 amino acids.
CUUGUCCACCAGAUAGAGCACGUGUGUUUAUUCACGGGAGAAGUUGGCACCGUUUUACACGUUAGCUGUACGUCAUCUCUGCUCUGCUGGCCCUGGGACUGAACACAGUGGAGUGCAGGAUCUACUUAUUUCAACUCGAAUAUGGCGGUAAACACAAGCACAUCUUUGGUGUUGUCCAGUCUGCUGUCAGUGCUGGUGUUUGCGGGAAUGCAGAUGUUCAGUAGACUGCUGGGAUCAUCAGAGUGGCUGACCAUCCUGGGGGGCUUCCUGGGCUCUGUGCUGUUUGUCUGCUCUCUCACUGCUUUCAAUAACCUGGAAAACCUCAUCUUUGGCAAGGGCUUCCAAGCCAAAAUAUUCCCAGAGAUUCUCUUGUGUCUGUGCCUCUCUCUGUUUGCCUCUGGUUUGGUGCAUCGUGUGUGUGUGACAACAUGCCUUAUCUUCUCUAUCUUUGCAAUGUACUACAUCAACAAAGUGUCAGCGGCGCUGUACCAAGCAGCUCCCACUCCAACACCUGCCAAACCCACCAGCAAGGGCAAAAGGAAGAACUGAAGAAUUUAUGACAUUCCGUUAAAGUACCCAGCCACCCAUUAAACCAUCAGACAGUUGUAUAAUCAUGAUCAAAGAUGUGAUGUUUUUGACAUUGUUAUAUUUUCAUUUUAUUUUUUUCAUUCCAGACACAUUAUAAAGAUAUAUGAACAUCUUUGGCCUUACCUGCAAUAGAUAAGUGAAAUUUUUGUUUUUUUUUGGUUCUGCUCUAGAAUAAAUUUUGUUAAAGGGUUUGUUAUUAAAAGUUGAUAAAAGAAAAUCU